Molecule: messenger RNA, 549 nt
Organism: Medicago truncatula (barrel medic)
Lineage: Eukaryota; Viridiplantae; Streptophyta; Magnoliopsida; Fabales; Fabaceae
Product: proline-rich protein HaeIII subfamily 1
Exons: 1
Coding region: 1-549 (182 amino acids)
Source: RefSeq, a predicted model, not a curated record
AUGUCUUACUUGUUUUUGACUCUUAUUGCGGCUGAUUUUGGUAUGAUGCCAAGAGGUCCUGUUAAGGGGUCGGGACCUAAUCCAGUAUUUCCUGAUUCUCCACCUCCACCACGAACUUCUACAAAUUUGAAUUUUGGUAUGUUGCCAAAAGGUCAUGUUCCGUGGUCGGGACCUAGUAGAGGAUCAUCUGAUUCUCCACCUCCACCACGAACUCCUGCAAAUUUGAAUUUUGGUAUGUUGCCAAAAGGUCAUGUUCCGUGGUCGGGACCUAGUAGAGGAUCAUCUGAUUCUCCACCUCCACCACGAACUUCUACAAAUUUGAAUUUUGGUAUGUUGCCAAAAGGUCAUGUUCCGUGGUCGGGACCUAGUAGAGGAUCAUCUGAUUAUCCACCUCCACCACGAACUCCUACGAAUUUGAAUUUUGGUAUGUUGCCAAAAGGUCAUGUUCCGUGGUCGGGACCUAGUAGAGGAUCAUCUAAUUCUCCACCUCCACCACGAACUCCUACAAAUUUAAAUUUUGGUAUGUUGCCAAAAGGUAAUGUUCCAUGA